Pteronotus mesoamericanus is the source of this 1113-nucleotide messenger RNA. RefSeq names its product metastasis-associated protein MTA3-like. Gene Ontology annotation, cellular component: nucleoplasm; NuRD complex. The record is from RefSeq and is a predicted model, not a curated record. Gene Ontology annotation, molecular function: chromatin binding; transcription corepressor activity; histone deacetylase binding. NCBI's taxonomy places the organism in Eukaryota, Metazoa, Chordata, Mammalia, Chiroptera, Mormoopidae. Gene Ontology annotation, biological process: negative regulation of transcription by RNA polymerase II.
AUGGCAGCCAACAUGGCCCUUGCUGGAGGUUAUGCCUACUUUGGGAAUUCCUUCGGCAACCCGUACCUAAUCAUGAGGGUAGAACUCAACAAGACUGCAACUGGCAACGUGGAAGCAAAAGUAGUAUGUUUUCAUGGAUGACAAGAUAUUCCCAGCACGCUUAGAACGCUUGCAGACAAACACGCUAAAGAAACUGAGGAAGAAUCUGAAACAACAAUUGAGGCCGACUUGACUGAUAAACAGAAACACCAGUUGAAACAUAGGGAACUCUUUUUAUCAUGCCAAUAUGAAUCUCUGCCUGCAACAUGUAUGAGGGGGAAAUGCAGUGUUGCCCUUCUGAAUGAGACAGAGUCAGUAUUGUCAUAUCUUGAUAAAGAGGAUAGCUUUUUCUACUCAUUGGUCCAUGACCCCUCAGUGAAAACACUAUUAGCUGACAAAGGUGAAGUCAGAGUGGGAUCUAUAUAUCAAGCAGACAUUCCAGAAAUGCUUUCAGAAGGAGAAUCAGAUGAGAAGGGACAAUCAAAACUAGAAGUUAAAGUUUGGGACCCAUACAGCCCACUUACAUAUCGACAGAUUGACCAGUUUUUAGUUGUAGCACAUGCUGUUGGGACAUUGGCUCAAGCCCUUGAUUGCAGCAGUACUGUAAGGCCUCCUAGUUUGCAUAUGAGCACAACUGCAGCUUCUGGAGACAUCACCCUAUUUCAUGCUAUGAAUACAUUGUAUAGACACAGCUAUGAUUUGAGCAGUGCAAUUAGUGUCUUAGUGCCACUUGGAGGACCUGUUUUAUGCAGAAAUGAACUGGAAGAAUGGUCAGCCUCAGAAGCUAGUUUAUUUGAAGAGGCACUGGAAAAAUACGGCAAAGACUUCAAUGAUAUACGUCAAGACUUUUUCCCUUGCAAAUCAUUGACGAGCAUCAUUGAAUAUUAUUACAUGUGGAAAACUACUGACAGAUGUGUACAGCAGAAACGUCUAAAAGCAGCUGAAGCUGAGAGUAAACUGAAACAAGUGUAUAUCCCACCAAAUCCCAACCAAGUAUCUACCAGAAACGGCAAACCUGGUGCUGCGAAUGGAGCCGUGGGGACCCUUGUGUUAAAAGACACAUAUCUCUCCUAG